UAUGGAUAAUUCUGAGCAAUACUUUGCUAAGUUUAAAGGUGUACUAACUGAUUCAUACAUCAAGCACAUCCCUUGUCUGAUUGGAAGUGAGAGAAAGAAAAUCCUUAAAAGGACAAGGAUUUACGCAGAAAAAUCUAAGAAUCAGCCAAUUGAAAAAGUCCCACUUUCUCAAGACUGGCUAAAGCUUGAAGUUAUGAAAGAACAAAUAUCUCAUAAGUUGGUUAUAGAUACAUGACCUAGCAUAGAAGCGGUACAUGCUAUCCUGAAGUUCUCGACAAAAGCACCAGAAGGCUCUAAAAUUCCUGAAAAGGAGCAAGAAGGAUUUUACAUUAAAGCUAUUUCCCCAUUUUUCUUGAACAACAAAAGGAUCACUGAAGAAGAUGACUAUAAAAUGAUAAAGCAGCACGAUACCUUGCAUUUCCCUUGUGGCAAUUGAACCAUCCCUCAUGUUUUCCAUCUGAUAUUACCCAUAAGAAGAGUAAUCAACGAGAAUAGUCAAAAGCCAGGAGCCAGAGAAGUGCCCGGAAAAGAUGGAAAAUUUAAUAAAUCUAAUAUAAGCAGUAAAUCUUUAAGCUUGCAUUCCAAGCAAGCAAAGAUAAAAUCACCCAACGAGGAAUGGACGAAUAUCGAAAAAGAUACUCUCAAAUAAGAACCUCUUACUGUUCGGAUACGGCCGGUGGGAGAAGGUCAAAAAGUCCUCGAAGGAAAGCUCAGGGUUUCUCGUUAAAAAGGACAUUAGCUACCUCAAAGCAUUUGCAAAUGGGUUUAUCAGAAACAUCUAUCAAUAUAUUCCUUUUGACAAAUCAGAGCUAAGGAAAUACCUCCUAAAUCUGAUUGAUGAAAGUGAUAACCCACCAGUAGUGAAGACCGAUCCUCAAGACUGGGGAAAACUUAUCAAAGCUAGAUCAACUCCUUGGGGAAAAAGACUUCAAUUACUUGACAGAAUCAACUUCUUGAUCCAAACUUUCAAAGAAAGCAAGAAAGAGUAUUUAGAGAUGGACCCGAUCAAGCAAGAUGAAGUCAUCAAAGUUGCUUAUCAAAGAUGGGAUAACUUGCUUAAUUUCCUACCAGUAUCUGCAUUCUAUGGUCAGAGACCCUCCGCGUGGUGGACCAGAAGGCAUGACAUUGACUUAAUUAUUGGAACUUAUAAAUAUGGCUACGCUAAUUACACACAAAUGAGAAAUGAUACCUCGUUAUCCUUCCAUCUUCUUGAGAAAGUCCAAGGUACAUUCCAAGAGUUCCCAAAUGCUGACAACAUCACAAGAAGGUUGAAAAAGUUAGUACAGAUGAUCGGGAAACAAGCUGAAUUUGGUCUCAAAUUUGACAACCUUGAUGGUCUCAAGGAGCCAACUGGGUACACCCUUUCAGAGAAAGAAGUCAUUCUCAAAGUUCUGCUUGAUAUAGGAAUCCCUCUUUCUAAGGAUUCCAAGUAUGACUGGACUUACCUCAAAGAGAAAAUCAUAGUUGCAAUGGAUGGGAAAGACCUAAAAGACAAGAAUAUCCAACAGCUAGAAAGAUUUGUACAAAGAGUAAGGAUGAUUUGCCAACAAAAGAUUUUACAAGAGUCAGAAGGAAUAAGCAUGUAUAAAGAUAUACCCGCUGUCCUUGAUAGUGACGAUGAAACUUCCGAGCACAAGAAGCCCAAAACUGAAGAAAAAGAAGAAUCAAAAGAAGACCCCAUAGAAGAGUCAAAAAUCCCUUUAGAAAACUCCUACUUCGACAACUGCCUCAAAUUCGACCCUGACAAAGACGGUUUCAAGCUCACCAAAGAGAUCUCCCACGAGCUCCACAAACGCCUAAACAUGCUAGACUUCAUCCGUAAAGAAAUCCUCACCAACAAAGGCAAACUCUUCAAAUCCGGCUCCUCCACUCUCUCCUCCUCCCCCAAAAUCACCCCUGACCAAGACAAAUCCCUCCUCUACACACUAAACCUCAACGGCUUCAGUUCCCUCUCCUCCCUCUCCUCCCUCUCCCUACACACCUCCCAAGCCACUACCCCUUCCAACCUACCACCCCUCACCCUGACGGAAGCCCAAGCUUUCGCCCGUAUAGAAUACCUCUGCGCUCACUUUGAAGCAGUCAAGUACAAAAAUAAUUAA
Moneuplotes crassus is the source of this 2099-nucleotide messenger RNA. Lineage: Eukaryota; Ciliophora; Spirotrichea; Euplotida; Euplotidae. The record is from the annotation of a GenBank genome assembly.